Molecule: messenger RNA, 1123 nt
Organism: Camelina sativa (false flax)
Lineage: Eukaryota; Viridiplantae; Streptophyta; Magnoliopsida; Brassicales; Brassicaceae
Biological process (GO): tRNA splicing, via endonucleolytic cleavage and ligation
Molecular function (GO): tRNA 2'-phosphotransferase activity
Source: RefSeq, a predicted model, not a curated record
AAAAAAAAAACAUUUCCUCAUUAAUUUCUUUUUCGUCUCUCUCUCUCCGUUGCGAUUUCAUCGACGAGACAAACGAUGAAUUUCGAAUCAGAAGCUUGAAGGUUUUGAAUCAAAUGACAUGGAAUCAGAGGAAGUGUAUGGAUUCGAAGGGAAUCAGAAAGCGGUGGUAGAGGAUCAUCAGGAUAUGAGAGAGAGAACGAUCGACGCAGACCUCGCGGCGGUGGCGGUGGCGGUGGAGGAAAAGAUAAUAUUGAUGUGCUUGGAAGACUUUUGACACGAAUCUUGCGACAUAUGGCUACUGAGCUGAGAUUGAACAUGAGAGGUGAUGGUUUUGUUAAAGUUGAAGAUUUACUUAAGCUUAAUUUGAAAACCACUGCUAAUGUUCAACCGAAGUCACAUACGAUUGAUGAAAUCAGAGAGGCUGUGAGAAGAGAUAACAAACAACGUUUUAGCCUCUUAGAAGAGAAUGGUGAGCUCUUGAUCCGCGCAAAUCAAGGCCACUCCAUCACGACGGUGGAGUCAGAAAAGUUACUUAAACCAAUACUGUCACCAGAAGAAGCUCCAGUGUGUGUACAUGGAACUUAUAAGAAGAAUUUGGAAUCCAUCUUAGCAUCAGGGUUAAAGCGUAUGAAUAGAUUGCAUGUUCACUUCUCUUGUGGCUUACCAACAGAUGGUGAAGUGAUUAGUGGCAUGAGAAGGAAUGUUAAUGUUUUGAUCUUCCUCGACAUGAAGAAAGCUCUUGAAGAUGGGAUUGCGUUCUACGUCUCAGACAACAAAGUGAUUUUGACUGAAGGCAUUGAUGGUGUAGUGCCUGUGGAUUACUUCCAGAAGAUCGAGUCUUGGCCUGACCGGCAAUCCAUACCUUUCUGAUUCAUACGAUUCAACAUCAUGCAAAGAUUCACUGGAUUCUGUUAUAUUGACUCUGAAGAUUCUUGUGAACCUUUGAUUAUGUAAUGUUUCAAUGUCUCCAAUCACGGACUUGUUGGCAGUAUCUCAGUGUGAUCAUGUCGUAUAAUUAGCUCUCUAAUUGUUCAGGUGAUUGGUAAGGCUCGUGUACCAAUUAUUAAGUUCGUUGAGAAGAAAAGCAACAUUUCAUUUGAUCUAAGGUUUUUUUAUCUUCCCA